Malassezia vespertilionis is the source of this 1137-nucleotide messenger RNA. RefSeq names its product RING-type E3 ubiquitin transferase. The record is from RefSeq and is a predicted model, not a curated record. The transcript has 2 exons. NCBI's taxonomy places the organism in Eukaryota, Fungi, Basidiomycota, Malasseziomycetes, Malasseziales, Malasseziaceae. The coding region runs from base 1 to 1137 and encodes 378 amino acids.
AUGGAGAGUUCACUACAUGAUCUGUACGCGAGCGAGUCUCUUGCUGCAAGCAGCACGGGUGGCGUAAUUCCCACCCUAUCUGAUAUCGCCGCAGACCAAGCCACCCCCACUCCUACCGCAAGAGACGGCAGGGAUAGUGCACACUACAACACUGACGAACAAACGUACAGAGGGAGUUUGGCGGCAUUAUUUGAUGCUUUUGUGGAACGCUUGCAGGGGACAUUUUCUCUCUCAAGCCAAGCGCGGACAUCUUCGUCCACUGUUUCGAUGCCACUGACCACCAACACCCCUGUCAUUUCCCGAGAGAGCGAGGAGGAGAAUGAAGCGCAAGCAAUGGAUUCUUCGAGUUCUACUGAUCCAGCCGAUUCCCCGAAUGGCUCCCAACCUUUUGCCACUACGGAAUUUACCACUCCACCCACCACUUUUACGUCACCACAACCAGAGCCCGAGGUGCCGAACUUGGAAGGAGAUGAUACGCUCCAGGAGAGUGGCGAAAGCGCUAGCCCCAAUUCCCACUUUUUCCUUUACAUUCCCCAGUCCGUCUCACCGUUUCAAUUUGGGUUUUUUUACGAUGCGGCAACAAGCCUAGCGUGGCCCAUUUUGGAGCGGCGUGCGACCACGGACAAUGCGAACGAAGAGCAUGAUGCCCCCCAUGUACUUGGCCAUCCAUUCCGGCUGUCAUUUAGCUUGCACACGGAACCUCCUGAAAAACCAGAUCCCCAAAAAGCAGCCGCUUUUGUGCACGCCCUCGAGCAUGUCGAUGAAGAGCUUCGUUCGCGCAUGGGGCGGCUUGGCCUCAGUGACAUUGGCUUAUAUGGGGCUGUGGAUGAGGACAAUGUGGAUGGCCCCGCUGUUGGCUGUGGAAUUUGCCUCGAAGUAUAUCCGAAAGAGGAUACACCCGCAUGGUUUGCAGGGCACCAAAACGCUGAAGAUCAGGCUGUGGUAGUUAUUCCGUGUGCAGGGUGCCACACUGCGCAUGCAUCGUGUCUGCGCUCCUGGCUAGCGAACAAGGUACCGAGCCAGUGGACCUGUCCUUUUUGUCGUGCGCCACUCACGAGCGGAACACAAGACGACGACUCGAUGAAACCGGCGUUGCGCGAAGUUAGCAGCCUCUUACUCCGCAUCAAGACACAGUAG